Molecule: messenger RNA, 1393 nt
Organism: Phalaenopsis equestris
Lineage: Eukaryota; Viridiplantae; Streptophyta; Magnoliopsida; Asparagales; Orchidaceae
Exons: 10
Coding region: 147-1172 (341 amino acids)
Biological process (GO): nucleobase-containing compound metabolic process
Molecular function (GO): 3'-5' exonuclease activity; RNA binding
Source: RefSeq, a predicted model, not a curated record
CUGGCGCUCGAUUUUUGCAGGAGGCCAUUAGUGAUCGAUCGCACUGGCAGCCAGAAAGCAUUUCCGAGGUAAUCGCACGCUCGCUGUGGUCUCCCGCUCCCAGCGGGACUUUGACGAGAGCCAUAGCUCUUUCGAGCUACGGAACCAUGGCCUCCGAUUCUCCUAGAUCUCUCCGGGCUCAGAUUCCUCAGAGCAGCAGGCCUGAUGGAUUUCCUGCAAAUGGAACUCCAGAUGCUGCUACAAUUCCUAUCCACAUUGUUACGCAUGCUUCUCAACUUCCUUUGGAAUUUCUGAAUGCUUCAGCCGACAGCCAGCUGGUUGUUGGCUUUGAUUGUGAAGGCAUUGAUCUUUGCCGUUAUGGAGGUCUUUGCCUAAUGCAGAUUGCAUUUACAGAUGCCAUAUACUUGGUUGAUACCAUUGAAGGUGGAGAUGCACUUGUUCGAGCUUGUAAAUCUGCACUUGAGUCUAGUUACAUUACAAAAGUCAUCCAUGACUGCAAAAGAGAUAGCGAGGCCCUAUAUUUUCAAUAUGGUAUCAAAUUGCACAAUGUGGUAGAUACCCAGAUUGCCUAUUCUUUGAUUGAGGAACAAGAAGGAAAUAAGGCAGCAAUGGAUGAUUAUAUAUCUUUUGUCAACUUACUCGCCGAUCCUCGCUAUUGUGGUGUAACUUAUGAUGAGAAGGAAGAAGUUCGUGGUCUUCUAAGAAAGGAUCCUAAUUUCUGGACAUACAGACCAAUGUCCGACCAGAUGAUCCGUACAGCUGCAGAUGAUGUCCGCUUUCUCCUGCAUAUUUUUCACAAAAUGAUGGAUAAGUUGAACCAAAAAUCUUUGUGGCAUCUCGCUGUUCGUGGAUGUCUAUACUGCAGAUGUUUCUGCAUUAAUGAAAAUAACUAUGCUGAUUGGCCACCUCCCCCUUCUCUUCCUGAUAGCCUUGUUGCUGAAGGUUAUGCUCCUCCUGAAGAAAUUCUUUCAGUGGUAGAUGUUCCUCCCGGAAAAAUGGGACUGGUUAUUGGUAGAAAGGGUGCAUCUAUUCAAUCAAUAAAAGAAUGUUGCGAAGCAAAAAUUUUAACUGGUGGAACCAAGGGUCCUCCCGACAAAGUCUUCAUCAUUGGACCUGUGAAGGAGGUGCGGAAAGCAGAAGCCAUUAUUCGAGGCCGGUUUGCGACAUUCUAGCUUCCAUCAAAGGUAUUCUCUACCAAGAAGGAUGGUAAAAUCCCAUUCAACUAAACUUUCUCUCAUAGUUAACAUCUCCAAUUAUGAUGUAUAUUAAUAAUCAUGUUACAUACUAUCUACAAGAGGUGUUCAAAACUUUUUCUCCUGCUUAUACAUGACAAUUGGAUCUGUUGUUUUUUUUUUCUUUUUACCCUAACCUCACUGCUUUAGAAAUUCAAUUU